GCGGGACAUGCUGCCCGUGUGGCACGCCUCGAACCCAGGACCCGUGGCCGCGCGCGUGCGCGAGCAGAGCGAGGACUGCCUGUUCCUCAACGUCUACGCGCCCGCGGGCGCCCGCGACCCCGCCGACCCCCGCGACCCCGGGAAGCCGGUCAUGGUCUACAUCCACGGCGGCUCCUACAUGGACGGCAGCGGGAACCUGGUGGACGGCGGCGUCCUGGCCAGCUACGGCGACGUCAUCGUCGUCACCGUCAACUACCGGCUGGGCGUGCUGGGCUUCCUGAGCACGGGCGACCAGGCCGCCCGGGGCAACUACGGCCUCCUGGACCAGAUCCAGGCGCUGCGCUGGGUGCGGGAGAACGCGGGCGCCUUCGGCGGGGACCCAGGCCGCGUCACCGUGUUCGGCUCGGGCGCCGGCGCCUCCUGCGUCAGCCUGCUCACGCUCUCGCACUACUCGGAGGGUGAGACCCGCGACCCCCGACCCCAGCGGGUUCGAGCGCCGCCGUACCGCGUGGCGUUCGGGCCGGCGGUGGACGGGGACGUGAUCGCGGACGACCCGCAGGUGCUGAUGGAGCAGGGCGAGUUCCUCAACCACGACGUGCUGCUGGGCGUCAACCAGGGCGAGGGGCUGCGCUUCCUGGACGGGGUCCCGGGUGCGAGCGGCGACGAUGACGCCGACACCGACGCGGAAAAAAACACGUACGACAGCGACGACGAUGUCGGGAGCGACGCGGGCGCGAGUGCGAGUCGCGCCACCACCGCCGGAAACGAGGACGAGGAGACGGAGGACGAGGACGCGCACCGGGGAAAUGCGGGCGCGAGUGCGAGUCGCGCCGCGUUCGACCGGGCGGUGGCAGCGUUCGUCGACCGACUCUACGGCGGCGGUGGUGACCCCGACGGUGACCUCAGUGACCCCGGCGGCGACCCCGACGCGCUGCGGGAGACGGUGAAGUUCAUGUACACGGACUGGGCGUCCCGGGCGAGUGCGGCGUCGCGGCGGAAGGCGCUGGUGGCGCUGUUCACCGACCACCAGUGGGUGGCGCCCGCCGUGGCCACCGCGGACCUGCACGCGCGGUACGGGUCGGCCACGUACUUCUACGCCUUCGGGCACCGCUGCGCGGGCGGCCAUGUGCCCGCCUGGGCGGAGGCGGCGCACGGCGACGAGGUCCCCUACGUGUUUGGCGUCCCCCUGGCCGCGGGCGCGGGUGCGAGUGGCGCCGACCUCUUCGGCUGCAACUUCUCCCGCGACGACGUCAUGCUCAGCGCCGCCGUGAUGACGUACUGGACCAACUUCGCCAAGACGGGGGACCCCAACCGCCCGACGCCGCAGGACACCAGGUUCGCCCACACCCGCCCGAACCGGUUCGAGGCGGUCGCGUGGUCCCGGUACGACCCGCGGGGACAGCUCUACCUGCACAUCGGCCCGCGGCCCCGGGUGCGAGACCACUACCGCGCCGCCAAGGUGGCCUUCUGGCUCGAGCUCGUGCCGCGCCUGCACGGCCUGCGCGAGCGCGCGCGGUACACUGGAUCAAACCGGAUCAAACUUGAUCGUACCGGUGUAGACCGGUGUAAACCAGUUUUUGACCAAUUCAAAACCGGAUCAAAGCGGAAACUGGAGCAGACCGGUGCAAACCUGUUUAGGAACAUUUCAAACUUGAUCAAACUGAAUCAGACCCGAUAA
This is a messenger RNA of Microtus ochrogaster (prairie vole), 1678 nucleotides long. Its product is annotated as neuroligin 4 X-linked. Bases 8 to 1678 code for a protein of 556 amino acids. The record is from RefSeq and is a predicted model, not a curated record. NCBI's taxonomy places the organism in Eukaryota, Metazoa, Chordata, Mammalia, Rodentia, Cricetidae. The transcript has 7 exons.